AUGUCCAGCUCUCAAAAAGGACUUUGUCCUGUUUGUCGAGUAAGCGUUCAAGUGAAAAAUUUUAAACGUCACUGGUGUACUCAUCAUGAACGAAAUGAAAGAAAAAGAACAUAUGAUGAAGUUUUCAAUACCUUAAAGACAAAUAUUUCAAACCAACACAAAAUUACCACAACAACAGGAAUCGACAAAUUUUUUGACAAUAAGAAACGUCGAUUAAGUGAAGAUGUACAACAAGAAUGCAUUACAACAAUUAUUCAACAAAGUUUUGAUACACUUUCUUCUCCAUUAAUAAGUUCAAAUAUUUACUUGAAUGAAAGCAACAGCAAUGAUUAUGAUGAUAUGACCAUAUUACGAGAAAUAUUCGAAGACAUAUUUGCUCAAUUAGAAAAUGAACAUCAUGUUUUUCAUAUAAAUUCUGUUAUAGAUCAAAAUGAUGAUUUAAUAUUAACGGAUAACUCAUCUCUUGGUAUGAUUAGUUCUAAUAUGAUUCAGAGUGAAAAUAUGAAUGAUAAUGAUGCUUUAAUGUCAUUAAAUGAUAUAAUAACUGAUGGUAUUAGUCCUGAUACAAGUUAUAAAAAUAUAAUUGAUAAUGAAGCAUGUUGUUCAUCGACCUAUAUACCGAUUAAUCGUCCAGCUUGUAUUAAAAUAUCAUUACCAGGUGUUCAAUUUAUAACAGAUCGAGAAUUAAAAUUUGUUGAUCAACAGCGAUCAUUAUUGAACGAUAAUGUUUGGUUAUCAGAUGGUGCUGCUGGUAAAUCAAAACCAAGUUCAACAUGGUUCACAGCAGCAAGAGCAACCUGGCUUCGUGCUGUAUAUUCGGAAAAAAAAUAUGGAUUGUUAUGUAUUAUUUGUGUACAAGAAGCCAAGUGUAACUCAAGAUUAGUAAAAAACAAAGGAGCUUUUAUUUCUCAUCCUUACUGGAAAUUGCUGCACAAAGGUCUUGACGGUAUGAUUAACUAUUAA
Molecule: messenger RNA, 963 nt
Organism: Rotaria sp. Silwood2
Lineage: Eukaryota; Metazoa; Rotifera; Eurotatoria; Philodinida; Philodinidae
Source: the annotation of a GenBank genome assembly